AUGAGCCAGAGAUGGGGAAGGCAGUUGCCUGGGCUUCCCUGGGUGCAGACACGGAGUUCUGGAAACGUUAGGGGUCUUUUCCCAUUCUGAGGAGACUCGCAGAUCUGGCAUAGGAGGAGGUGGAGCAGGUCCCAGUGUGGGGCUGAGCCCUGGGUGCGCAGGGGAGCUUUUAAAGGCAGGAUUGCAACAUGAGGAGCUGGGGACAACUGGCCUAUCUCCUGUCGCCCAUGUGGGCAGCAAUGAGCCCGGUGGCCCUGGGACUUGGCCCCCACGCCAAGGAGAAGGAUGCUCCAGAAAGGCUGAGGCAUCAGUUGCAGCUUGGCUCCUGCACCUACACUUUCCUGCUGCCGGAGCUCGGAGGCUGUAGCUCCCCAGCAUCUGAGCAGCAAGUUUCCAACUCACUCCAGAGGGAUGCUCCAUCCCCAUCCGCAGCCAAGUGGCCUGUGAAAAGGUUCCAGCAGCUGGAGAACAUCAUGGAGAACAACACCCAGUGGCUGCAGAAGCUGGAGAGCUACAUCCAGGAGAACGCAAGGAUGGAAAUGUCUGACAGCCACCUCGGUGCUGUUCAGAACCAUACAGCAACCAUUCUGGAAAUUGGUGCAAGUCUUCUAAACCAAACAGCUGAGCAGACUCGCAAGCUCACCGAUGUAGAGAUGCAGGUUCUCAACCAGACUUCACGGCUGGAAAUCCAAGUACUGGAAAACUCUCUGACUACCAAUAAGCUUGAGAAACAGCUGCUGCUGCAAACCCAUGAGAUCCAUAAGCUCCAAGAGAGAAACAGCUUCCUAGAGAAAAAGGUCCUUGCCAUGGAGGGAAAACGGGAAGAGGAACUCCACAGCCUCAGGUCUGACAAGUUGGAAAUGCAGAAGCUGCUCUCCAGGCAGAUGGACCUCGUGGUCCAGCUGGAGCAACGCCUGGGCACCGCUCUGCGCAACAACACAGCCCUGCAGAAGCAGCAGGCCUCACGGGCAGAGGCGCUGACGCACCGGGCAGGCCUGGCAUCCCAGUGCGGCCAAAUUUAUCUGGGGCCUCCAGAAGAGCAAAAGACAUUCGAAGACUGUGCCGCUGCAUACAAAUUGGGGUUCACCAGCAGUGGAGUCUACACCCUGUCAUUUCCCAAUAGCUCAGCCACUGCAAAAGUGUUUUGUGACAUGGAGACCAGUGGAGGAGGCUGGACUGUGAUACAACACCGGAAGGAUGGUUCUGUAGAUUUCCAGCGCACCUGGAAGGACUAUAAAAAGGGCUUUGGCUCCCCACCAGGAGAAUAUUGGCUGGGCAACGACUUUCUCCAUUUGCUCACCACGCAACAUCCCCAGUCCCUCUACAUCAAGCUCCAAGACUGGGAGAACGAGGAGGCCUUUUCCACAUAUGAGCAUUUCCAUGUCGGCCCCGAGGAGCAUAACUACCGACUUUCUGUGAGGAGAUACGGCGGCACAGCAGGGCGCACCAGCAGCCUCAGUCCCGUGCGAGCGGACUUCAGCACCAAGGACAGGGACAACGACCGCUGCGCGUGCCAGUGCGCACAGAUUGCUGGCGGAGGCUGGUGGUUUGAUGCGUGUGGUCCCUCCAACCUGAAUGGCAUUUAUUACUCGCCCAGCCCGGCAGUGGUCAGGUACAAUGGCAUGAAGUGGCAUUACUGGAAAGGUCCCAGCCAUGCCCUCAAGAUGACCACCAUGAUGAUCCGCCCCGUGGCUUUCAGAGAGGAGUAAGGGAGCCUGCCAUGUGGCCACAGGCUGAGACGGACCGGCAGGCUGAGAGACACCCGCGGGCUCUGCCUAAGCCCGAGCACAGCUCAGUGGCUCCCUUCAAACUGUGCAUGCCCAGCUGAAGACCGGACACGCGGUUGGGAUACUGGGUCGGGGUGGAUGGAUCCAUCAAUCCUGUUCUUGCUGGAAUGGUUGGCUUUCUGGGGGCCAAGAUUGUUCCAUCCCAUUUUGCAGAAGGCGGCGAUUUAAAAAGAAGAAGAAAUCUGUACAUCAAUUGAUACUUGCUGGGUGCAUCUUCCCUAAUGUAUUAAUUUUUAAAAGGUGAAUUUCCCCCAGUUAAUUUCCAUUGCUGUAAUGCACUUUGUACAUACUUGUCUGAAAUAUUUGUAUUUUGUGUUUGUUGUUCCUUAACCUGCAAGUCUUUUCCCCUGAUGAGCUGUAACAGGAAGCCUCAGACUAGCAGCUGCGAGAAUCUAGGCUGGCAUUUUAUUGGUGAGACCCACCCAGGUAACCCUCUGCAGAGUACAAACCUACAGCAGCGCUGCUGGGUCCAGGUGUGCAAACAAUUACAAUCUUUUAGAACAUAUACAGAGUGUUUUAUCUGCUUCUAGUUGGGUACAUGGGAACAGGGCAGAGGAUGAAAUAGUGUGUACAUAAUGUACACUAUUAUGUACACUAUAAUGUACACUAUUACACAAAAACAAAGUGAGAUCUGCAGAGGGGCAGGAAACAUUAGUACAGCAAAUAUCAAGGAUUACAGGAUUUUGAUGUGCCAAUUAUGAAUUAUUGCAAGGCUUGGCUGUGAGUUUACACAUGUUAAUGACAGUAAUUGCAACACUGCCAAAAAACCAGACUGGCAGCUUUACUGCUGCUAGAAGAAGAAUGGUCCCAUUUAACUUUCCUCGAGAGCCACAUUCUGCAGAGGAUUAACUUUUUGCAAAUAAAUGCAGAGUCUGAGCUUCUUAAAGAUCACCAAUAACACUUCAGGGAAAGGGAGUCUGGCCUGGAAUUCUGUUUCAUUCUGGGCAAGAGGAGCAGGGACACUGCAGGUAUGAUUGUAUAUCACAAAGACACUUAUAAGCAACCUUCUUCUAUAAAGAUGUAUUUGGAUUUUCCCAACAGCUGCAUCACCUGACGUGGCAAUGUGUAAAUUCUGGGAUGCAACUGCAUCUUAGCUUGUGUACUGGCUAAGUUCCUGUUAAAACCUCCCACUCA
Varanus komodoensis (Komodo dragon) is the source of this 2921-nucleotide messenger RNA. Its product is annotated as angiopoietin-2-like. The transcript has 9 exons. Bases 189 to 1709 code for a protein of 506 amino acids. The record is from RefSeq and is a predicted model, not a curated record. Lineage: Eukaryota; Metazoa; Chordata; Lepidosauria; Squamata; Varanidae.